ACUUCUUCACAGCUGUUCUUAAGGGAGCAUGAAGUGGCUGUUUUGUAACCUGGACAGUCUGUUCCUUUCUACUCACUUUGUGCAGAACUCAUACGAUUUUUUACUUUUUUGCAAAGCCUGCUUCUUUAGCAAUGGCUUUGGUGACAGAGCUUCUGCUGCAGCCUGUCAGUGCAAGCAUAUUGCUUGGUGUUGUAUUAAUGUUGCUGCUGGUUGUUUAUCUGUUUUCGGCUGACUCUCAACAAGCGUGGAAGGAACCUCCAGGUCCCAAGCCGCUGCCUAUCCUGGGAAACCUACUAGAGCUUGACCUCAAGAGACCCUACCUCAGUCUCCUUUCAAUGUCAAAACAACAUGGAUCCGUAUUCACAGUGUAUUUUGGCCCAAAGAAAGUGGUUGUUUUGGCCGGAUAUCAAACUGUCAAGCAAGCCCUGGUGAAUCAUGCAGAGGAAUUCGGAGACAGAGACAUCAGUCCCAUAUUCUAUGACUUCAACAAAGGAUAUGGAAUUCUGUUUUCCAAUGGGGAGAACUGGAAAGAAAUGAGGCGCUUUUCUCUCUCCACCCUUCGAGACUUUGGGAUGGGCAAAAGACUGAGUGAAGAGAAAAUUAUUGAUGAGACGCGUUACUUGAGAGAAGUAUUUGAGCAGUUUAAAGGACACCCGUUUGAUACCACACACCCAGUGAAUUAUGCUGUUUCAAAUAUCAUCUCAGCCAUUGUGUAUGGAAGCAGGUUUGAAUACAGUGAUCCUCUGUUCAAAGACAUGGUUAACCGGGCCAAUGAGAACAUCAGGCUUUUUGGCUCAGCUUCUGUACAGCUCUACAACAUGUUUCCCUGGCUUCGUUCCUGCCUAAAGAACUGGAAACUCCUCAUGAGAAACCAUGAGCAAAAUAUCAAGGAGGUAAACAAACUUGUGGAUGGUUUGCAGAAGACACUGAGCCCUCAGGACUGCAGAGGCCUUGUCGACUGUUUUCUUGCACGCAAACAGAAUGCAGAGAAAUGUGGAGAGAAGAACACCCCAUUCCAUGAAAACAAUCUUCUUUUCACCAUUACCAAUCUGUUUGCUGCUGGUACUGACACAACUGGCACAACUCUGCGUUGGGGUCUUCUCCUAAUGGCCAAGUACCCUCACGUACAGGACCGGGUCCAGGAAGAGAUUGACAGGGUGGCUGGAGGUCGUCAGGUAGUGAUGGAGGACAGGAAGAACUUGCCUUACACUGAUGCAGUGAUCCAUGAAAUCCAGAGACUGGCCAACAUAGUGCCCAUGAGUCUCCCUCACACCACUGCUUGUGAUGUUCACUUUCAGGGAUUCUUCAUCAAGAAGGGUACAUGUGUGUUCCCACUAUUGACAUCUGUGUUGAGGGAUGAGAAUGAGUGGGAGAGCCCCAACACCUUCAACCCAGCACACUUCCUUGAUGAGCAGGGACGAUUUGUCAAGAGAGAUGCCUUCAUGGCAUUUUCUGCAGGGCGCAGGGUGUGUUUGGGAGAGAGUCUGGCCAGGAUGGAGCUCUUCCUGUUCUUCACUUCCCUCCUGCAACACUUCCGCUUCACUCCUCCACCAGGUGUGUCUGAGGAUCAACUGGACCUCACACCAGCUGUGGGCCUCACACUGAACCCCUCCCCCCACAAGCUGUGUGCAAUUAGCCGCAGUGCUUAAAGCAGGGCUGGUGAACUGUGGCUCUGGAGGGCUGGUGUCCAGCACAGUUUGAUGAUUUCCCUGGUCUUAACACACCUACUAAACCUGGCAGUUAGCUGCUGAGUUCAAUCAAGUGUGUUUGAGGAAAACCAAUAAACUGUGCAGUACUCCAGCCCUCCAAGACUGGAGUUCAGCACUCCUGGUGCAAAACAGAUACUCCAGCCAAAAUGUAUUAUGUAACCCUCACUACAUGCAAUGCGAACAUUCCUAGAGCAGCAGAGCCAAUCAGUAUCUCAAUUUCUGCUGGGGGGUGCUUUCAGACCUGCCUCGUUUGGUGCUGACCUGUCGAACUUUUGUUAAUGUUAAUUCAUUACAGAAUUCAACACCAAAGCAUGGUUUUUCCAUUGCACAUUUUAAAUGUACUGUCUGCACAGUCUGCUGCUUUAAUAUGUUACUCUUUAUAAAUGGUAAUAUUGUUCCUUCAUUGCGAGCUGCUGUAAAUAAGACAAGCAAUAAAAUAAGGAUAUGCGUUUGA
Molecule: messenger RNA, 2163 nt
Organism: Colossoma macropomum (tambaqui)
Lineage: Eukaryota; Metazoa; Chordata; Actinopteri; Characiformes; Serrasalmidae
Product: cytochrome P450 2K1-like
Exons: 9
Coding region: 132-1649 (505 amino acids)
Biological process (GO): xenobiotic metabolic process
Cellular component (GO): intracellular membrane-bounded organelle; cytoplasm
Molecular function (GO): heme binding; oxidoreductase activity, acting on paired donors, with incorporation or reduction of molecular oxygen, reduced flavin or flavoprotein as one donor, and incorporation of one atom of oxygen; iron ion binding
Source: RefSeq, a predicted model, not a curated record